Molecule: messenger RNA, 627 nt
Organism: Ruditapes philippinarum (Manila clam)
Lineage: Eukaryota; Metazoa; Mollusca; Bivalvia; Venerida; Veneridae
Product: putative nuclease HARBI1
Exons: 3
Coding region: 1-627 (208 amino acids)
Source: RefSeq, a predicted model, not a curated record
AUGGUUCAAACCUUUUCUAGUUCAAAACCAGUUUUACGAAACAAAUGGAAGCAAUCCAAGUAUGAUAAUAAAUCAGCAGGCAAGGUGGGUGGAGGGGAGGACAGAGGAACACAGUUUGUAGCAUGGCUGUUGCCACCACAACAUUUAGAGAAAGAAAAAAAACGAAUCCAGAACUAUGUGGAGGGAGUAUUGCCAUAUUAUAGUGUUGAUGAUUUUAAGGACAGAUUCCGAAUCAGUAGGGAAACAUUCGACUCGUUAGUAGAACAAAUGAUUCCAUACAUAGGUAAAGGGGAAAUAUGCGUUGAAAAGAAACUGCUAAUAUAUGUCAAGUAUAUAUCAACGCAACAGACGUAUCAAGCUUUGGCAGAUAUAUUUGGGGUAUGCGAGUAUUCUGUUCACAAAUGCAUUCAUGAAAUUUCAGAGAAAAUUUGUAAACACUUGCUACCAGAUUUAGUGAAAUGGCCAGAGAAACGGACAGCUGAUAGAACUGUAGAUGGAUUCCAGGAAAUCAAUGGUUUUCCAGGUGUCAUUGGAGCGAUUGAUGGAAGUCAUAUCCCUAUCCGCACCCCAACAGAAUUCCCAGAAAACUAUAUUAACAGAAAAGGUUACCCUUCCUUGAUACUUUAA